CUCCCCCCACGCUGAGAUACCCCACACCGCGAACCCUCCGCCCUUCCUCUCCUCCUGGGAGAGUCAGGAUCUGGGGCUACCCAAGGUCGGGUCCCGAAUGCCAGUCCCUCUGUCGGGAUGCGAAAUGUGUAGGGCAUAUGCUAGGAAGAAGAUUGGGUAUGGGAGCAGCGGUUGGAGUGGUUAGCUGCCUCCGCUCUUUUUAGGUGUUUCCCCCGGCCCUGUCCUUGGGAGUGGGGACUCCUGCCUCAUAGGUUUUUAGAGAGGUCAAUGGAUUUCUCGCCCGUAGAGACACCGUAUAUGCCAAAUGAGCACUCCUUAUCCCAGCUCUUGAUGGGGUCAGGUCCUACAGGUGAAGAUAUGGGGCUGUGAUCACAAGCAAACGUGUGGGUGGAUCCGUUGCUUGGGUUCUUCCCCGCCCCCUCCUUUUUUCGGACCAUGACGUCAAGGUGGGCUGGUGGCGGCAGGUGCGGACUUGACAAGCAUGCUCCUUUAAGGCGGAGGGAUCCACGGGAGGGCGGUUGUUCUGUGCUUCGCCCUAUAUAGGGAGACUUGGGGCACGCAGUAGCUCUCUCUAGUCACUCCGGCGCAGGGUUUUGUGCUUCCCACACAUCAGAAAGCAAGCCCACGUUUUUCUCUAAUACGUGUAAGCCUUUUCUUUUCAAGAUGCCUGAGGAAGUGCACCAUGGAGAGGAGGAGGUGGAGACUUUUGCCUUUCAGGCAGAAAUUGCCCAACUCAUGUCUCUCAUCAUCAAUACCUUCUAUUCCAACAAGGAGAUUUUUCUUCGAGAGUUGAUCUCUAAUGCUUCUGAUGCCUUGGACAAGAUUCGCUAUGAGAGCUUAACAGACCCUUCGAAGUUGGACAGUGGUAAAGAGCUGAAAAUUGACAUCAUCCCCAACCCUCAGGAACGUACCCUGACUUUGGUAGACACAGGCAUUGGGAUGACCAAAGCUGAUCUCAUAAAUAAUUUGGGAACCAUUGCCAAGUCUGGUACUAAAGCAUUCAUGGAGGCUCUUCAGGCUGGUGCAGACAUCUCCAUGAUUGGACAGUUUGGUGUUGGCUUUUAUUCUGCCUACCUGGUGGCAGAGAAAGUGGUUGUGAUCACAAAGCACAACGAUGAUGAACAGUAUGCUUGGGAGUCUUCUGCUGGAGGUUCCUUCACUGUGCGGGCUGACCAUGGUGAGCCCAUUGGCAGAGGUACCAAAGUGAUCCUCCAUCUUAAAGAAGAUCAGACAGAGUACUUAGAAGAGAGGCGGGUCAAAGAAGUAGUGAAGAAGCACUCUCAGUUCAUAGGCUAUCCCAUCACCCUUUAUUUGGAGAAGGAGCGAGAGAAGGAAAUUAGUGAUGAUGAGGCAGAGGAAGAGAAAGGUGAGAAAGAAGAGGAAGAUAAAGAUGAUGAAGAAAAGCCCAAGAUCGAAGAUGUGGGUUCAGAUGAGGAGGAUGACAGUGGUAAGGAUAAGAAGAAGAAAACUAAGAAGAUCAAAGAGAAAUACAUUGAUCAGGAAGAGCUAAACAAGACCAAGCCUAUUUGGACCAGAAACCCUGAUGACAUCACCCAAGAGGAGUAUGGAGAAUUCUACAAGAGCCUCACCAAUGACUGGGAAGACCACUUGGCAGUCAAGCACUUUUCUGUAGAAGGUCAGUUGGAAUUCAGGGCAUUGCUAUUCAUUCCUCGUCGGGCUCCCUUUGACCUUUUUGAGAACAAGAAGAAAAAGAACAACAUCAAACUCUAUGUCCGUCGUGUGUUCAUCAUGGACAGCUGUGAUGAGUUAAUACCAGAGUAUCUCAAUUUUAUUCGUGGUGUGGUUGACUCUGAGGAUCUGCCCCUGAACAUCUCCCGAGAAAUGCUCCAGCAGAGCAAAAUCUUGAAAGUCAUUCGUAAAAACAUUGUUAAGAAGUGUCUUGAGCUCUUCUCUGAGCUGGCAGAAGACAAGGAGAAUUACAAGAAAUUCUAUGAGGCAUUCUCUAAAAAUCUCAAGCUUGGAAUCCACGAGGACUCCACUAACCGCCGCCGCCUGUCUGAGCUGCUGCGCUAUCACACCUCCCAGUCUGGAGAUGAGAUGACAUCUCUGUCAGAGUAUGUUUCUCGCAUGAAGGAGACACAGAAGUCCAUCUAUUACAUCACUGGUGAGAGCAAAGAGCAGGUGGCCAACUCAGCUUUUGUGGAGCGAGUGCGGAAACGGGGCUUCGAGGUGGUAUAUAUGACCGAGCCCAUUGACGAGUACUGUGUGCAGCAGCUCAAGGAGUUUGAUGGGAAGAGCCUGGUCUCAGUUACCAAGGAGGGUCUGGAGCUGCCUGAGGAUGAGGAGGAGAAGAAGAAGAUGGAAGAGAGCAAGGCAAAGUUUGAGAACCUUUGCAAGCUCAUGAAAGAAAUCUUAGAUAAGAAGGUUGAGAAGGUGACAAUCUCCAAUAGGCUUGUGUCUUCACCUUGCUGCAUUGUGACCAGCACCUAUGGCUGGACAGCCAAUAUGGAGCGGAUCAUGAAAGCCCAGGCACUUCGGGACAACUCCACCAUGGGCUAUAUGAUGGCUAAAAAGCACCUGGAGAUCAACCCUGACCACCCCAUUGUGGAGACUCUGCGGCAGAAGGCUGAGGCUGACAAGAAUGAUAAGGCAGUUAAGGACCUGGUGGUGCUGCUGUUUGAAACCGCCCUGCUCUCUUCAGGCUUUUCCCUUGAGGAUCCCCAGACCCACUCCAACCGCAUCUACCGCAUGAUCAAGCUAGGUCUAGGUAUUGAUGAAGAUGAAGUGGCAGCAGAGGAACCCAGUGCUGCAGUUCCUGAUGAGAUCCCCCCUCUUGAGGGUGAUGAGGAUGCGUCUCGCAUGGAAGAAGUUGAUUAGGUUAGAAGUUCAUAGUUGGAAAACUUGUGCCCUUGUAUAGUGUCCCCGUGGCUCCCACUGCAGCCUCAAGUGCCCCUGUCCCACCUGCCUCCCCCUGCUGAUGUCUAGUGUUGUUUUUCCUCUCCUGUCCUUGUGUUGAAGGCAGGAAACCAAGGGUGUCAAGCCCCAUUCCCUCUCUGACAGCAGGAUUGGAUGUUGUGUGUUGUGGUUUAUUUUAUUUUCAUUUUGUUCUGAAAUUAAAGUAUGCAAAAUAAAGAAUAUGCCGUUUUUAUACA
Messenger RNA from Mandrillus leucophaeus (drill), 3113 nucleotides. It is a transcript of the gene HSP90AB1, whose product is annotated as heat shock protein 90kDa alpha (cytosolic), class B member 1. The transcript has 12 exons. Lineage: Eukaryota; Metazoa; Chordata; Mammalia; Primates; Cercopithecidae. Gene Ontology annotation, cellular component: cytosol; perinuclear region of cytoplasm; protein-containing complex. Bases 664 to 2838 code for a protein of 724 amino acids. Gene Ontology annotation, molecular function: disordered domain specific binding; ATP binding; ATP-dependent protein folding chaperone. Gene Ontology annotation, biological process: protein stabilization; cellular response to heat; protein folding. The record is from RefSeq and is a predicted model, not a curated record.